Messenger RNA from Colossoma macropomum (tambaqui), 2551 nucleotides. It is a transcript of the gene mtfr1, whose product is annotated as mitochondrial fission regulator 1. Gene Ontology annotation, biological process: mitochondrial fission; aerobic respiration. Gene Ontology annotation, cellular component: mitochondrion. The coding region runs from base 268 to 1227 and encodes 319 amino acids. Lineage: Eukaryota; Metazoa; Chordata; Actinopteri; Characiformes; Serrasalmidae. The record is from RefSeq and is a predicted model, not a curated record. The transcript is spliced from 9 exons.
GCCGCCAACGCACAGCUUUGGAAAACUUCGUUAGCAACGUUACACAGCUAACUGGAAAAAUCUCGCAUGUCGGGGCUAAACUAUCAGUGAUAGGCUGUCUCCGAUUCCACCGAUGGUCAGUAUGAAAUCCAGAUGAAUUCUCUUAUAAGCAAGUUCUGGAACCUGAGGGUGUUCGCAGGGUUACCAUCGGCUAUCCAGGUUGUUUAAGUGAAGAUGGCCCAAAACAAGAGCACUUCUGAGAGCCGUUUUAAUUGAGUCGGUCUGAGAAUGAGCAAGAAUCAUGCAAGGAUAGAAAUGGACCUGGCUUUUGGUUCAGCCAAGCCUUAUGGAUCAUCUCGGAGUAUUGUUAGAAGAAUUGCCACAAACCUCCCACUGGCACCCUGCCCUCGUGUCCACUUUCAGCUCCAUUCUUUCACUAUUGGAGCUGGAUCAGGUAUCCUAGGCACUCCAGGAGGACAAAGUGGGUUUGUAGCAUCAUUAGCUGAUGUAGGUUGGAUUGACCAGGAGGAAAAUGAUGUGUCUGGCAGAAAUAGGUUGGAAGCAGGUUCAGGGCUGGUGUUCCGCACUCAGCAGCGGCCGACACUCCGACGGCAGCGCUCCUUGCCCAGCAUGCACCGGGCACAGCUUGCCCCACAGAGCCAGACAGUGGUCAAUGACGAGGCCAUUCAGAAGAUCAGUGUUCUGGAGAGUGAGCUGGCCAAACUGCGAGCCCAGAUUGCUCAAAUUGUACAGGCCCAGGAGCUGAGCGCACAUGCUGGAGCUCCAGCUCCAGGUGGUCCUUCUGCACCCUCAGCACCUCCUCCUCCACCCCCACCACCUCCUCCACCACCACCACCACCAUGCCCCGGCAUGCAGAGGAGCGUCUCUGCCAUUGACCUCAUUAAACAGCGGCGCAGUAAGAAGGCUGACCAGCAGACAGUUGUGGACCCGGGGCCAAAACAGCCAGAGAUGCCCAAUAUGUUAGAUGUGCUGAAAGACAUGGGAAAAGUGAAGCUGCGCUCCGUUAAGAAUCGCCCUGAGGAAGGCCACUCUAAGCCCAGUGAACCCGCAGACCCUGCUGCUCUCAUUGCUGAGGCACUUAAGCGCAAGUUUGCACAUCGUUAUCGCAGCGACAGCGAGUGCGAAAGCAACUUCAGCCUCCCUCCUCGGGAGUCGAAACCCCACUCAGAGGCACCUAUGUUUGGACAGCACAUGUUGAAAUCGACUGGAAAGAGAAACCUCUUCUGAUGGUGAACUUGUAAGCUGCUAUACCGGAAGCCGGCAUUGCUCACCAGCAGGCCUUGUCCACUGAACUGUAGGAGUGUCUAGUGUGUAAAUAGGAACAGAUACAUAGCUGCAGGAACACUAAGCGGUCAGUCUGGUUUUCUACUUUUGGCACAACCAGCAUUGUAUGUCUGUGUAAUCAGUGGGUAUUACACCUUCAAAAAGAAGGUUAUGUCUUUGUGUACCGUUUCUUUGGUGUACAUUUCCUUAUUUAUGCCAAGUCUUUCCAAAAUUUUAAGCCUAAACCAAGAGUGGUAGAUUAAUUUUUUGUUUUUAUGAACUUUUAUUUGUGUCUUAAAAUGGAUCUGUUCAAAUUCAUGGAUACAAUCCAGGUUAAAGGCUAUUAAUGAGAAGUGCGUGGAUUGUGCUGACGGACAUGCUUCGUAUACAUAAAUACGCAAAACACUAUAGAAUCUGUUGCCUCUUGAUUUAGUUAUGCGGCAAAGAAUAAGCACUUUCCCCCUUUUUUUCAGUUCAGAGCCAUUUGUUAGCUCAUGUUUAGCCUUAAUUUAUGUUGGGAGGUUUAUUUAUGUUUGGUUUUAGAUAUUAGUCAUUAAUCUUAUAUUAGAAUGUCACUUGAAUUACGUAUCUGCUUGUUUCAAGUUGAGAAGAUUCUCACAUGCCGUUACGAAUCAGGAUAAUUCUUUUACUCACCACACUAUCUGUAAUGUCUGCUAAUACCUCAGCAACAUAAUUUGACUUGAUAAGAUUUUUGUUCCUCUUUUUCAGUACAGCUAGUGUGCACAUAUUUAAGGUGUUUAGGUUUAUUGCAUUUAUUGUCAUUAAGAUUGGCUGACAUGCUAUUGGUCAAGCAGUUCAAUUGUUGCUGACUUCUGUCGUCCCCAUCAUAUGUACCUCCAAGUUUUGUUUAGCUGAUCAGCAAACUAGGUAAACUUAUUUAUACUAUACUGGCAUUAGUUGGCAUUAACUGUUUUAACAUAACAGUGACAGAAUAAACCUCUGCACUGAACCACUUUAUGUAAAUAAAAUUAGAGGUUAUUAACUGCAGUAUAGCUCAAUGGAGGGUUAAAACUAAUUGGUACAAGCUGAAUGAUUUAUGUAACACUGCAAAACAUAGUACUGUAGAAUGUGUUUUGUACUUCAUUACAGUGACCAUUCGUUAAACUAAACUGAUAAACACAGAGGAGCAUUAAGGGAAACUAAUUUUUGGCUUAAAUGUAUGUUAAAUGUGUAUAACGAACAUUACAGUGACAGGUACAUUCCAUGUUACAUAAUGCUGUCAAACUGGAAAAAUUUAUUGUUUCCUGAAUAAACUUAAUGAAUGUUU